Messenger RNA from Prorocentrum cordatum, 1908 nucleotides. NCBI's taxonomy places the organism in Eukaryota, Dinophyceae, Prorocentrales, Prorocentraceae. The record is from the annotation of a GenBank genome assembly.
GGCUCACAGCGCAGCCGCUGAUACCUGACACUCCUUGCGUGUAGCGCCAGCAGAAGAAGCCCCGUCCGCUGCUGGACGCAACCCCCCGGCCGCCCCUCAGGGGCAACUUUCCCCGUCUCCCCCUGACGUUUCCCCCCAGCCCCUCCGCGCGAGCGAUGACGAGCAGGGUGGUCGUCGCACUCUGCGCCGCCGGUCUCCUUACUGUGGAGCUGGCGCGGGGCAUCGUCGUCGAGCUCGGCAUGGGCGCCGAGCUCGGCGCGGGCGGCUACGAGGCGGCCACCUGCAACGAGUCCAUCGCCGACGCUGGGGGGCGGCGUGCGCUGAAGCUGCACGUGGAGCGCCUGCCCGUCGGCGUGCCGGAGAAGGCCCCUGCGGGCGGCGAGGCGGAACUCCUCUGGGCGUGCGGCGUCGCCUGCGCCGCCGCCGCGAGGCAGAUCUUCGUCCACCUGGACGCCAGUUGCCUCCGCGUCUUCUGCUGGGGCAUGCUGACGUGCGUCACGACUGGGCUUGGGGCCCUGCCUUUCGUGCUCGUCGGCAGGGACGCCCUCGGGGAGCGCGCGCUCGCGCUCGCCAACGCCGCCGCCAGCGGGAUGAUGCUCUCGGCCUCCGCGGGGAUGCUGCAGGAGGCGCACGCGCACUCGGGCCCGUGGGCCUGGCAGCUGCUGGCCGGCCUCGCGGCGGGAGCGGCGUUCAUCCGCGGCUCCGAGCGUCUGAGCCCAGGCGGCGAGGGCGAAGAGGGGAACGACGACGACGUCGUCCUCCUGCACUCCGCACUGAUGGACAAGCGCCACCUCCGCAAGGCCUGGCUCAUCUUCGUCGUCAUGUUCUGCCACUCGGCCGCCGAGGGCGUCGCCGUGGGCGUGGCCUUCAGCAGGCAGCUGCCCGCGAGCUUCGGCCUCUUCGUGUCGCUGCUGCUGGCGGCGCACAACGUCCCCGAGGGCCUGGCGGUUUCGCUGGUGCUGGUGCCCCGGGGCGUGUCCGUCCGAGCGUCGUCCGCGGUCGCGAUGCUGACGAGCUUGCCCCAGCCGUUGAUGGCGGUGGCCAGGUACUUCUCGGCAAUUUCUACAUUCUCCUCAGUAUCGCUGGAGGACGUGGUGCUGGAGUACUUGCUGUGCUUCUUGGACUUUCUGGAGCGCGUGCCAUGGGGCACGGUGUCGGACCUCUUCGUGGACGCCUUCCGCUGGCUGCUCCCAGUCGGCCUGGCAUUCGCCGCGGGAGCCAUGGUGUACGUCUGCCUCCACGAGCUGCUGACGGAGGCGGCGGAGCAGCUCGGCACGCGCGGCGCGGUGCUGUGGACCUCCGCGUCCUUCGCGCUCAUGUCCGCGGCCAUCGCGGCCCUCCACUCGCUCACGGCAGACGCGCUCUGAGCCAGACCCUCUUCCAGCUUCCUCUCUCUCUUCUCCCUCAGCCUUCCCCCCCGCUCCGCUCCCCUUCCCUCGGGUUCUGCCAGGACCCCAGGUAAGGGUGGUGAUGGUGAUCCUGCUCCGCUUCUCUGCCAAGCUGGAGCAGGGCCGCGCGAGGGCGCUGGGCCUGGGCGCGGGGCCGGCGCGCGCGGGCGAAGCGCGCGUCGGCCCCGUGCCCAGGCCUGCCCCGAAAGGCGCCAUAGGAGCGCCCGCCUCCCAGCCCCAAUGCUGGGCCUGGGCGUCCAUCUUGUGGCCCGAGGCUGGGCCUUAACCUGGGCCCUUUUUGUCGCUUAGGCCGAUCGUUAGGCUGCGGGAUGCUUCGUGGGUCCGAUGAGCCCCGACGCACCGCUCCUGCCCUCUCUGGCCCGCCGGAUCUGCCGGCAUCGCCGGGAGGGCUAGUCAGAGGAGGAAUAGGUACGGAUGCCGCUGUCCCUGCUUCCUUUUCGCCUGUUCGGGCCUCCUUGGAGGCCUUUGUCGACAGCUGGAUUCGCCACGAGAUUCUGGC